AUGGGUGCACCAAAAUCACUGACAGUGUGUCUGCUCUUUUCCAGCACGUGUUAUAGCCUUAGCAGAUUCUGUUCCAAGCUGAAACAUCUGGAUCUGACCUCCUGUGUGUCCAUUACAAACAGCUCCUUAAAGGGGAUCAGUGAGGGCUGCCGAAACCUGGAGUACCUGAACCUCUCUUGGUGUGACCAGAUCACAAAGGACGGCAUUGAGGCACUGGUGCGAGGCUGUCGAGGCCUGAAAGCCCUGCUCCUGAGGGGCUGCACACAGUUAGAAGAUGAAGCUCUGAAACACAUUCAGAAUUACUGCCAUGAGCUUGUGAGCCUCAACUUACAGUCCUGCUCACGCAUUACAGAUGAAGGCGUGGUGCAGAUAUGCAGGGGCUGCCAUCGGCUACAGGCCCUGUGCCUUUCUGGCUGCAGCAACCUCACAGACGCCUCCCUCACAGCCCUGGCUUUGAACUGCCCGAGACUUCAGAUUUUGGAGGCUGCGCGGUGUUCCCAUUUGACUGAUGCAGGCUUUACACUUUUAGCUCGGAAUUGCCAUGACCUGGAGAAGAUGGAUCUUGAAGAAUGCAUCCUGAUCACCGACAGCACACUCAUCCAGCUCUCCGUCCACUGUCCUAAACUGCAAGCCCUGAGUCUGUCCCACUGUGAGCUCAUCACAGAUGACGGGAUCCUGCACCUGAGCAACAGCACCUGCGGUCACGAGAGGCUGCGGGUUCUGGAAUUGGACAACUGCCUCCUCAUCACCGACGUGGCCCUGGAGCACCUGGAGAACUGCCGCGGCCUGGAGCGCCUCGAGCUGUACGACUGCCAGCAGGUUACCCGCACGGGCAUCAAGCGGAUGCGGGCUCAACUCCCUCAUGUCAAAGUCCAUGCCUACUUUGCUCCUGUCACCCCCCCGACAGCAGUGGGAGGAAGUGGACAGCGACUGUGCAGGUGUUGUGUCAUUCUCUGA
Neomonachus schauinslandi (Hawaiian monk seal) is the source of this 957-nucleotide messenger RNA. RefSeq names its product F-box and leucine rich repeat protein 2 (gene FBXL2). Lineage: Eukaryota; Metazoa; Chordata; Mammalia; Carnivora; Phocidae. The record is from RefSeq and is a predicted model, not a curated record. The transcript has 10 exons. Gene Ontology annotation, molecular function: protein binding. The coding region runs from base 1 to 957 and encodes 318 amino acids.